Messenger RNA from Zychaea mexicana, 1125 nucleotides. RefSeq lists its product as uncharacterized. Gene Ontology annotation, molecular function: glycerophospholipase activity. The transcript is spliced from 13 exons. Gene Ontology annotation, biological process: phospholipid metabolic process. Lineage: Eukaryota; Fungi; Mucoromycota; Mucoromycetes; Mucorales; Lichtheimiaceae. The record is from RefSeq and is a predicted model, not a curated record. The coding region runs from base 1 to 1125 and encodes 374 amino acids.
AUGCACUUUUAUCCUUCUUUGACGCUCCUAGCUUCAUCCUUCAUUGGAUUACAAUUGUUUUUCGUCUACCCCACCGCAGCGGUAAACGUCACCUCUAUUGCAGAUUGUCCUGCUAUUCCUGCCCGGGAAAGCGGACCUGCCGAUGCAAAGGACGUCCGGAUUGAUGAUAUCAAGGUUAUUGCUGCUAUGGGUGACAGCAUCAUGGCUGGAUUUGGUAUGAUGGGCUCUAGCUCGAUCAUUGAUCCUCGUGCAUUCAGAGAAUAUCGCGGCCAAAGUUAUGGUAUUGGUGGAGAUAGCGACGCUGAAACGAUGGCCACGUUUACCAAGAAGUUCAGCCCGGAUCUCGUUGGUGCAUCGCUAGGCUCACGCUCUGUGUCACUUUGCCUAACUGGAUGGUGUUCGCCAACUUUUACAUACCGUUUGACUGAUCGUCUAAAUGCUGCCGUCAGUGCCUCCACUGGCAAAAAUCUUGACAAUCAACUUGAUUAUCUUAUCCCAGAAAUCGAAGACCGCGCAGACGAUUUUGAAAAUGAUUGGAAGCUCAUCAAUAUUCAGAUCGGUAGCAAUGAUCAAUGUGCUUCUUGUGGUGCAAGUGCCAGCGACGUUACUGCUGAAAAAUACGGACAAUAUGUGUCUGCUGCAGUCCAACGUAUUAUCGAAAAUGUUCCUAAUGUUAUUGUCAACCUCAUGGGCGUGUUUCGCGUAUCGCCAGUGUAUACGCUGACAGAAGGGCAAUCGUAUUGCACGUCGUUUGGUGAUGAACCUUUGAACCGCCAACUAUGUAGUUGUUUUCAAGGCUCGGACCAAGAUCGCGCAGACAUGGACGCACUUUCUGACGCGUACAAUGAGAAACUUAUCGAAAUAUAUGAGAGUUAUAAGAACAAGGACAGUACGAGCUACGCAGUCACAUACCAGCCUAACAACAUCAACAUUGCCGACUUUCCUAUUGAAGCAAUGAGCAACGCGGACUGCUUCCAUCCUAGCUUGAUGAGCCAUCAGUGGAUCGCCAAGACCCAUUGGAACAACCUUUUCAUCCCACAGGGCUACAAGCCAGAUGUUCACAGUUUUGAUGAGAAUAUGGAGAUUUACUGCCCCACUGAAACCGACAGAAUCAUGAUCAACUGA